Molecule: messenger RNA, 1459 nt
Organism: Cryphonectria parasitica EP155
Lineage: Eukaryota; Fungi; Ascomycota; Sordariomycetes; Diaporthales; Cryphonectriaceae
Exons: 3
Coding region: 119-1459 (446 amino acids)
Biological process (GO): translational initiation
Cellular component (GO): eukaryotic translation initiation factor 2B complex
Molecular function (GO): translation initiation factor activity; guanyl-nucleotide exchange factor activity
Source: RefSeq, a predicted model, not a curated record
GAGCACCUCAUCGUGGUGCCUUGCCCUGCCUCGACGAACCCCAUCCAGUGACGACAACAAGGCCCAGAUCUCUCCCCAGCAGAGCAAACACUACCAUUUUAGGAUUCCAGCUUUCCAAAUGGAUCUUGACAAAUUCCUCAAGUCCCUCAAGGGACGACCACUCGAUGCCUCGAUUGAGUCACUCGUGGCUAAGAAGUUCCAUGCUCGUGGUGGAUACGGUCCUGACCAGAAAGCCCUUUCCAUUCUCUCCAGACUCCUCAAGAGAAGACAGAUUAGUGGCCCCGAAGAUUGCGCGCUUGCGACUGCACACAUCCUCCUCCACGUCGUCGCCAAGUCCAAAUGGUCCAACGUCGACUCGCUGCUCCAGCGCAUCGAGAAUGUCGGCCGCAAGCUUGUCCUCGCGCGACCCCAGGAGCUAGUCAUAGGCAAUAUCGUGCGCCGCGUGCUCGGCCUGAUCCGCGACGAGGCAGAGGAGGACCGCGGUGGGAAUAAUGACGAUUCCAUGUCCGACGUGUCGAACCUCCCUGGCGACGAGCCGCAGCACGCGACUAGCUCUAUGCCCACCUCGCCCCGCCCUCGACUACCCCCACGCCUCACGACUCUGACCUCCACCGGCUCCUUCCACGUCCCGCAGUCUAUGUUUAAUAUGCUUCAAGACUCGCCACGGUUUGCAGGGAGCUCGAUGGGCACGCCGUUCGGCCGGGGCUCGGGCGCCUCGACGCCCAUGUCCCACUCACAGGUGGCCAACAUCUCGGCACUGCGAUCCGAGGUCAUAGAGGGGAUCGAGGAGCUCAAGGACGAGAUUGUCUCGGGCGACGAGCAGAUCUCCAGCUACGCGGAGGUGCAGAUACAUCCCGGCUCCUUCGUGCUGGUCUACCGGCCCAACGCGACGGUCGAGAAGUUUCUGCUCGCUGCAGCCAAGAGACGCAAGUUUACAGUUCUGAUUGCUGGUGUCGGGCCCUCCAGAGCCACUACCACCAACCACCAGGCGGCCCCGUAUGCGUCCCUGCGAAAGCAGCUGCACAAGUUUGGCGUCCAGUCCAUAGUCAUGGCCGGCACUGGUGUCAUGGCAUACAUGCCCAAGGUCAACGUGGUGGUGCUAAACUCGCAGGCAGUGACGGCGAAUGGCGCGGUGCUGGCGGACGGUGGAGCCGCCGUUGCGGCAAGAGCUGCUCAUGAGUACAACAAGACGGUGAUUGUUCUGGGCGCGGUCUACAAGCUCUGCCCCGAGGACGAGCCAGACCUGGAUGUCCUUGUCGACCUGGGCAACCCGCAGAGUCUCAUGAGCUACCACGGGCAGAUGGUCGAGGUGGAUGUCAGUGCUAUGAGCUCUGAAUACAUCUCUCCAGAGCUGGUCGACUUGUACAUCUCCAACCUGGGCCCUCAUUGUCGAGACCACCUUCAGGGUAUCGUAGGCGACCACUACAAGAUCGAGGACGUCGAAUUUUCCGCGCAGUGA